CCUGUCCGCUCCGCCAGUCGCAGACUUCCUCAUUCCGUCCAGGUGCGGCUCACCUGGUGUGUGUCGGGGAGAAGUGGCUCCGGGCGCGGGAGGCGCGGCGAGAGAUGGAGAGCAGGGGCCGGGGAUGCCUCCGCUGCUGGAGCUCCCUGAAGAGGAACCUGUGUCUGAUCGCCACCAUCGCCGCUGUCGUUCUGGGAGUGGUGCUGGGGCUGCUGGUUCGAGACCACGCCGCCCUCUCCCCGCUCCAGACGCAGUACCUGGGCUUCCCCGGCGAGAUCCUCAUGAGGAUGCUCAACAUGGUGGUCCUCCCCCUCAUCAUCUCCAGCAUCAUCACAGGGGCAGCAGCGCUGAACGCGGAGGCUCUGGGCAGCGUUGGCUUGCGCGUGGUGAUCUGCUACCUGUCAACAACCGCCAUCGCCGUCUGCCUGGGUAUCACCAUGGUGACGACCGUCAGACCCGGCCUCCCCCGCGACUCCGACCCCGGCCAUGGAGUCGGGCCGGCGCCAGAGGUCACCGCGCCGACGGACGCCAUGUUGGAUCUUCUCAGAAACAUGGUUCCUGAGAACCUGCUUGGAGCCUGCUUUCAGCAGUACAAAACGCACAGGAAACAGACCGACCUGCCGGGCUCACCUGCUGUGGACGUCUCGCCCACACCUGUGCCCGUCUCCAUGGCGACCCUCUCCUGGCAGAACGUCAGCCAGAACUACUCCUACUCCACCGGCGGGCGGAACCAUUCCACCGGGGGAGAGAGCCACUCGACAGAGGGGCAGGAGUACUCGAUAGUGGGGCAAUACUACGCUGGGACCAACAUCAUGGGCCUGAUCGUCUUUUGCCUGCUGUUCGGCCUCACCAUUGGCCGGAUGGGCGAGAGGGGGCGGGUCCUGGUGGAGUUCUUCAACGCGCUGAACGAGGCCACCAUGAAGAUAGUCCAGAUCAUUAUGUGCUACAUGCCCGUUGGGAUUGUGUUCCUGAUCGCUGUUCGGAUCGUGGAGGUUGAAAACUGGGACAAAAUGCAGAAACUGGGCCUCUUCAUGGUGACCGUGCUGAGUGGGCUUGCCAUCCACGCCUGCUUCAUCCUCCCGCUGUUGUACGUGGCGUUUGUGAGGCGGAACCCCUUCAGGUUCGCCUGGGGCAUGGCCGAAGCCCUGGUGACCGCCCUCAUGACCUCAUCCAGCACCGCUACGCUGCCCGUGACGAUUCGCUGCGCGGAGGAGAGGAACCGGCUCGAUCGGCGCAUCACGCGCUUCGUCCUCCCGCUGGGGACCACCGUCAACAUGGACGGCACCGCCCUGUACGAGGCCGUGGCCGCCAUCUUCAUCGCCCAGCUUAACCGCUACCCCCUGGGGGUGGGACGGAUCCUCACGCUCAGUAUCACGGCGACGCUGGCCAGUAUCGGUGCAGCAGGAAUCCCCUCUGCUGGGGCCGUUACCACAAUCAUGGUGCUGUCAGCCCUCCACCUGCCCCUGGACGAUGUCACGCUCCUCAUUGCUGUCGAUUGGCUGCUGGACCGGUUCCGCACGGCGGUGAACGUCCUGGGCGACGCGUUUGUGGCCGGAAUCAUCCAGAAGCUGUCGGAGCGGGAGCUGGGGAGGACGGUCACGCUGCGCGAGCUGGACGCCGCGAGCCUCUUCACCCUGGAGACGAGCACGGGCACGGCCGUCACCGAGGACACCGGCGUCACCGAGGAAACGGGCUACGCUGACGACGGCUACGCUAACGACGGCUUCGCCGACGAUAGAACGGACGCGGACUUAAACAGUUCUCAGUGCUAGAAAAUAUGAAGAAAACAAACUUUUAAAAAGACACUUGCUAAUCUGUACCCUUA
Molecule: messenger RNA, 1825 nt
Organism: Conger conger (European conger)
Lineage: Eukaryota; Metazoa; Chordata; Actinopteri; Anguilliformes; Congridae
Product: excitatory amino acid transporter 3-like
Exons: 12
Coding region: 105-1772 (555 amino acids)
Biological process (GO): L-glutamate transmembrane transport
Cellular component (GO): plasma membrane
Molecular function (GO): glutamate:sodium symporter activity; L-glutamate transmembrane transporter activity; L-cysteine transmembrane transporter activity
Source: RefSeq, a predicted model, not a curated record